Messenger RNA from Ogataea philodendri, 1158 nucleotides. RefSeq lists its product as uncharacterized. The record is from RefSeq and is a predicted model, not a curated record. The transcript has a single exon. Bases 1 to 1158 code for a protein of 385 amino acids. Gene Ontology annotation, molecular function: zinc ion binding; DNA-binding transcription factor activity, RNA polymerase II-specific. Gene Ontology annotation, biological process: regulation of DNA-templated transcription. Lineage: Eukaryota; Fungi; Ascomycota; Pichiomycetes; Pichiales; Pichiaceae.
AUGUCUAAAUCCCGCACACGAUCUGGCUGUUUUACGUGCCGCAAGCGCAAGAAGAAGUGUGACGAGCGCCUCCCCGUGUGUUCGGGGUGUUCACGCAACUUCCUUCAGUGCUGUUGGCCAGAAAAUACCGCAAAGGCACUGCCCAAGGAUUUCAAGAUAAAAGCGGCCGUUUCUCCUCCAGAAACCCACAAGGAGCCUUCCCCCGACACCGACGAAUACCCUGUGCCGGCGAAUAUGUGCUUUGUGUUUGAGUUGCCAUCUUACCAGUCCGAAUCGCCCAAAUCGCCGCCCCGCUACGACAUCAUCUCCCCACAUCCAAACCUCCAUAUGGUGGUGAACGACUCCUCGGCUAAGUUCUCGUGGCUGAUCGUUGCCGUUCACACCCUGCACACGUUGGAGACGCAGUUCCAUAAACAACUCGACUCGCAGACGCUGGACGCGCUCUCGUCGUUGCCCGACAGCUCCACCGUGCUGAACGUUUUUGUGCGAAACUUCCCGCUUGCGCUAUUCUUUGGCAACACCCAAAAACUGCCGUCGCCGUACGAGUUCUACAGCCAUAGUCUGACGUUUGCGUCGCUCGUGGACCUGCCAUUUGCGUCCGACUGGCACGUCGCCCAACAGCGUGCGCUUUUGCUUGAAAGUAUGGAAACCAUGGCCAAACUGGCAGAUGCGAAAACGACUAAGAUGCUGGCCCCCGUGCGCCACAAAAUGACUCUCACUUGGACGGCCAUCCAGACGCUCGAGAUCCAGCUGCCGUUGCAACAACUGUCGGAGUCGCAGAAACAGGCCCAGAAAAACCUGGCCGUGUUCAAAGCACUGUUUUAUUCGCAAGAAAUCCUCUACCUCAAGCUCGCAGACCAGACCACAGACUCAUCCAGCCCGGUGGUCAAGUUCUACUUGGAGCAGCUGUUUGGCGAACUCAACUUCCUCGACGGCGUGUCGCUGUCGGUGCUACUUCUGCCACUGCUCAUCGGAGGCUGUGUGGCUGAUAAAAUGUCGUAUCGUGAAUUUUUCUCCAAAGAGCUAUACAUCAUGGCAGCCCAGCAGAAUUACCCGCUGGCUAAAUCCCUGGCCGAAACCCUUGAAGACCUGUGGUGCGCCGAACAAUCCGGCAUGGCGUCGGCCUAUUCGUGGCUCAUAUCGACGUCCGGUCACUGA